AUGUAUUUCUCAACAUCUCUCAUCACUCUCGCUGCCGUGGUCGCCACUGCCACCGCACAACAAGGAACCACGAUCCAAGUCACAGUCGGAAAAGGCGGACUUGUCUACUCGCCCAACAACAUCAAAGCCGAAGUUGGCACUAAUAUCGAGUUCUCUUUCUUCCCAAAGAACCACACCGUAACACAAAGCUCCUUCAACGACCCUUGCCACCCCCUCGAGAAUGGCUUCUUCUCCUCCUUCGUACCAACAGCCAACUCCCCCUCCGGUAGCACAUUCACCAUCACCGUCAAAGAUACCAAGCCCAUCUGGCUGUAUUGUGGUCAAGGCAACCAUUGCCAAACCGGCAUGGUCGCCGCAAUCAAUGCUCCCGACACAGGCAACACAUUCGAAGCUUUCGCACUCCUCGCCAAGAGUGCUUCUGCUUCGACAUCUCCACCUGGCGGAGCAGUCGGUGGUAUCUUGAAGCUUGCUGAUGGUACCGGGUCAUCAUCAUCGUCGUCGGUGUCAUCCUCGCCAUCGUCAUCAUCUGCUUCCGGUGCAGGUGCUGCAAGUGGAUUCAGCACCAUUUCUACCACGAAGACUGUCCAGACUACGGUCACAGCUACCGUCACUGCAGUCGUGACACAGGAUCAGAGCACUUACACCACGACAUACCCAAGUACUUACGGUACUACCUACACCACUGCUCUCGCUCAGUCGACCGUUGCGAUUGAUGUUGUCCCAAGUAGUACUUCCGCAUCGGCUAGCCCAAGCUCAACUGGUAACUCUGCUGCUGGACUCGCCGUCAAUGGUGCGAUGGCAGGUGCUGUUUUGCUUGCCGGCUUGGCUAUGUUGUGA
This is a messenger RNA of Cadophora gregata, 837 nucleotides long. RefSeq lists its product as uncharacterized. The transcript is spliced from 2 exons. The record is from RefSeq and is a predicted model, not a curated record. The coding region runs from base 1 to 837 and encodes 278 amino acids. Lineage: Eukaryota; Fungi; Ascomycota; Leotiomycetes; Helotiales; Ploettnerulaceae.